Messenger RNA from Rhododendron vialii, 2245 nucleotides. RefSeq names its product laccase-7-like. Lineage: Eukaryota; Viridiplantae; Streptophyta; Magnoliopsida; Ericales; Ericaceae. Bases 297 to 2186 code for a protein of 629 amino acids. Gene Ontology annotation, cellular component: apoplast. The record is from RefSeq and is a predicted model, not a curated record. The transcript has 6 exons. Gene Ontology annotation, biological process: lignin catabolic process. Gene Ontology annotation, molecular function: copper ion binding; hydroquinone:oxygen oxidoreductase activity.
UUUGUGUAGUAGUAUUAGAAACCAGUGAGGAAUUACAGAGAGCUGGUGAGGCUGCAGAGAGUGUGUGAAUAAUACGUACGUAGCUCCUCCUUACAAAAUUAUAAGUCUCGGCUGCUCCUCCCGGGACUACCUAAUCAAAUUUGGAGAAAACACGUCUAUCUUUGUGUUGUGCGUGAUUGGAUGUUUGUUGUGUUUGGUUCAUAUCUUUCCUAGGCGUAACAGCUACCACCUCUACAUAAACACCAAUCUUGGUUUGAUAUUGCCAUACAAGUUUGUUUCUGAUUUUCCAUACAUAUAUGGCUCGUCCUCUGUUGUUGUUGGCAUUUGCUUUAGCCCUUUUGGUUUAUUCUUCAGUGGCCUCUGCCGAAAUCGUGGAGCAUUCAUUUUAUGUGCAAAAUAUAACUCUGAACCGGUUGUGCAAGCAACAAGUUAUCAACACUGUGAAUGGAAGCCUUCCCGGCCCAACUAUACAAGUUCAUGAAGGUGACACACUGAUCAUUCAUGUCUUCAAUAAAUGUCCCUACAACCUGACGAUUCAUUGGCACGGGAUUUUCCAGCUACACAGUGCAUGGGCGGAUGGGCCUGAAUAUGUAACUCAAUGCCCAAUACUCCCUGGAAAUAAAUACACAUACAGAUUCACCAUCACAGGUCAAGAAGGGACCCUUUGGUGGCAUGCCCAUGCCCAAUGGCUUCGCGCAACUGUACAUGGGGCACUGAUCAUUCGACCAAGAAAGGGUUACUCGUACCCGUUCCCAAAACCCUUCGAAGAGUUCCCCAUUCUUUUGGGAGAGUGGUGGAAUGGUAAUAUUAUUGAGAUCGAGGAGCAAGCACUAGCCGAGGGGCAUGGGCCUAACAUUUCCGAUGCUUUCACCAUCAAUGGUUGCCCUGGUGAUUUAUAUAAUUGCUCAUCAACCGGCACAUAUAAACUGAAGGUUGUACGAGGAGAAACGUAUCUCUUGCGUAUCAUCAAUGUUGCGCUCAAUAACGAGCUCUUCUUCAAGAUAGCAAACCACACAAUGACAGUCGUCGCCAUCGACGCUUGUUACACCAAUCCAAUGGUCUCUGAAACCAUCGUCAUAGGUCCUGGCCAGACCAUCGAUGUCCUGCUCACCGCCGACCAACCGCUAUCCUCCUAUUACAUGGCAGCACAUUCCUACGACAGCCUGGGAAUGGAAUAUGAUAAAACAACCACCAGAGGUAUCAUUACGUAUGAAAAUGCCUCAUCGUCAACCCCUCCAAUGCCGGCCCUGCCGGCCUUCAACGACACUCCUACAGCGUUCGAAUUCUUUUCCAGUCUAACGAGUCUCGUGAACGGGCCUCACUGGGCACCAGUCCCACUCAAAGUCGAUGAACACAUGUUUGUGACGGAAGGCUUGGGCAUGGUCCCUUGCGGAGCAAACAACACUUGUGGGGCUCCUUUGGGGCUACAAUUUGCAGCGAGCAUGAACAACGAGUCUUUCGAGCUCCCUACCAAGUUAUCAAUGCUGGAAGCGUUUUACUACAAUCUGACUGCUGGGAUCUACACCGCGGAUUUUCCUAAAUAUCCACCAGUGGUGUUUGAUUAUACGAACACAAUCAAUGUCUUGAAUACAGCGCUCAUAAUGACACCAAGGUCAACAAGGGUUACGAAAUUGAAGUAUAAUUCUACCGUUCAGAUUGUAUUUCAGAACACGGCAUUGGUGGGCCAACAGAGCCACCCAAUACAUUUGCACGGGUUUAACUUUUAUGUUUUGGCUCAAGGGUUUGGCAAUUACGACCCCGUAACGGGGCCAAAAAUGUUCAAUCUCGUUAAUCCACAAAUACGCAAUACUGUUGGAGUGCCUGUUGGAGGAUGGACUGUCAUUAGAUUCACGGCAACUAAUCCGGGUGUAUGGUUGAUUCAUUGUCACUUCGAUACGCACUUAACGUGGGGACUAGCGACUGCUUUUCUUGUUGAGGACGGGCCCACGCCAUCGACUUCUUUGCCUCUUCCUCCACCAGAUCUACCCCGUUGUUCGUUUUAUGCUGAGCAAACAAGAUCUUUUAUUAAGGAUGGUGAUAACGCCAAAACUAUUUUUGAUGAUGUCAAAAUUGUUUUUGGCUCUUGGCCUGCUUUUCUUAUACCAUGUUUUAUUGUAUUUGUGUGGUUUUCUUGUACCAUGUACAAGGUACAACACUCUUAUGCUCAAAAGUUUUGGUAUAAAUAGAAGCAAUUUGCCUAUUAUCAUUUUCCUUUUCUUAAUCAAUGAAAACAAAUUUCCAAGUA